Molecule: messenger RNA, 1520 nt
Organism: Canariomyces notabilis
Lineage: Eukaryota; Fungi; Ascomycota; Sordariomycetes; Sordariales; Chaetomiaceae
Exons: 1
Coding region: 237-1316 (359 amino acids)
Biological process (GO): spindle assembly
Cellular component (GO): HAUS complex; cytosol
Source: RefSeq, a predicted model, not a curated record
UAUGUGGUGUUCCUCACUUUAUAAGUGUGAGUUUCAUCUUAUAUGCCAUAAAUUUGACCUCUCACAUAAUACCCAGCCCUAAAACAACCAUUAUCUGCGGUGCGAAGUGGAACUGGCUGGCUUCACAGUUUCACACCGGCAGCUACUCUAAGACGUUUCUGUAGCAUCAAGCCGCAGCCGUCAACAACAGUUUUAUCAUCAUACAUGGCCUACGAGUUAGAAUCCAGCGAGUGAAAAUGGCUCAUCUUCCCCCAAACGCCGCAAUAUUUUCGCCCUCAGUCGCACGCGCCGCCGCCUCAGCUGCCAAAGACUGGUCUUACAUCGACGCCUGGCUGCACCGCAAGUUCCCCCGCGGCCCGCCAUCUUUUGAGCGCAAUGCCGACACUCUACGGGUAUUACUGGCUCUCGCCGUCGCCAACGAGGCAGCCGACGAGGAGCGAGCCAUGAUCGCGCGGCUCGAGGCCGAGGCGCUAGACCAACUCCGAGCCCACCAGGCCCAGUCACACUCACAGUCCGAGCCAGACAAUAACAACAACAACAACAACCCACUCGGCGACGCCCGCGAAGCAAUUCUCGCCUCUCUCGAAAGGUCCCUCACCCGCGACGGACAGAUCGCGCUGGACAGCAUGGCCGCGCUGGCGGUCCAGAGCGGAAUCGCCCAUCCAACCCCGCCAUCCCUGGCCGAGUCCCUGAUCAGGCUGACCGCCGAGUCUCUGACGCUGGAACAGACACUCUCUCGCCUGGAUGUCCUCACGGGUUACAUGAACCGCGAAGCGGCCAGCACCCGCGUCCUCUCCGCCUCUCUCCGUCCACCCUCACCCUCACCUCACCAGCAUCCUGACGACAAUGACAAUAACGCCCCCGAAGCCGCCCGCAAACCGCAAGCCAACGACGACGACGACAAAUCAAGUCCAUGGCAGCAAUGGCAAGGCUACCAUCCACCUCCCACCCUGGCCCUCCAAAACCUCGAAACCCAGCGCCGCAUCAAGGCCCUCUCCUCACGUGUACCCGAGCUGCGGGAUCGGGCUAAAUCACUUUCCUCCCCGACCACCACCAGUAAUACCCCCUCGAUCGAGCAGGUGCGACAGGAAGAGGAGUCCUACCUGGCGCUGCAGGCACAGAAGCAGGACCUCGAGGCACAGGUGCGCGCGUUCCAGGGCCUGCCGCCCGACACGGAGCGGGCGCGGCACGAGCUCGAGAGCCUGCGAGCCGAGUUGCGGCGCAUGGAGAUGCGCCGCGACGAGGUGUUUGAGGGCUUGGUCGAGCGGGCUUCGCCUAGAAAGGGUGGGGGAGGGGGGCGAUCCGGGUUGGGGUAGAUUGCGGGGUAGGGAGGAAGUAAAGAGUGCCGACGGAGAUGUGGGUGAGGAAGAGGGUUGUGUUGAUCUACUGUCCGCUAGACGAGUGGUUACAAAUAGCCGCGCGGGGAUUGUACGGACCUUGUGACUUGUACUGGAUAGUACUUGUAUGUACACCCAAGGAGUAGUUGUUGUGGCAACAAUGAGUUUUGCAGUUUACGUUGA